Messenger RNA from Babesia ovata, 273 nucleotides. RefSeq names its product Phosphoadenylyl-sulfate reductase, putative. The record is from RefSeq and is a predicted model, not a curated record. The transcript has a single exon. Lineage: Eukaryota; Apicomplexa; Aconoidasida; Piroplasmida; Babesiidae. Bases 1 to 273 code for a protein of 90 amino acids.
AUGUGCUCGAAGUCAUCUGUACCGCUGAGCGUGUCGACCCUCUCCGGUGGCAAACGGAGAGGUGCGAGGUCGCCGGAUAUCGAGAUUGCGCCGGCAUCUCGGACAGAUGAUCCAGCUGUAAUGGAAGCCAGGGCGCUAUUAGAAGUUACAUCGAAAGAUGCUUUCGGUUCCAUAAACUCGGACGAUGUCCCUGUCCAACCUUUAACGGUUGUCAACGAAUGGAUGUCUAUCUCCGAAGGCGCCACGGACGCUGCGCUUGACAGCAGCUCGUGA